AUGGAGGCAAUCGAAGCUUCGGGUUAUCCGUUGGAUGUCCACGUAAUCAUUACGAAGGAUGGUUACACUCUGAAACUGCAUCGCAUACCUGAUCCAGCUCUCCAGGAAGACAACGAAGGCGAGUCAGUCUUAUCGUCGAAGGGCGCAGCAGGUUUUCGUGGGGUUGUUCUGCUCAUGCACGGAAUGUUCUCGACGGCUGCGGAUUUCGUUGUGACAGGACCGGACAACGGAUUGGCCUUUGUGCUAGCCGAUGCUGGGUAUGACGUUUGGUUAGGGAAUGCUCGUGGAACCCGAUACUCGCGGAAGCAUCUUACUGUGAGCCCCAAAACGGCAGCGUUCUGGGAUUUCAGUUGGCAUGAGAUCGGCACCGUGGACUUAGCAGCCAUGAUCGAUUACAUUUUGCGACACUCUAAACAACGGCAGCUGCACUACGUUGGACACAACCAAGGUGUAACGGCCAUCCUGGUACUACUCUCUGAAAAACCGACGUAUAAUCGGAAGAUAUGCUCUGUCUCCGGAAUGGCCCCGUUGAGUUUUCUCGGAAAUGGCAAAAAUGAGUUUGUCGAGCAUUUUGGUAAAUUCAACGAUCAAAUUUGGGCUACCUUAAGAACGCUCAACAUAUUUGAGCUGACUCCUUCGGAAAAGGUACUCAAGUUUCUCGGCAGUACCUUGUGCUCCGAAGAGGCACCCACCGGUGAGAUAUGUUCCGAACUUCUGGCAAGAUUUUUUGGCUUUUCCUCUGAGCAAGCUAAAACGCUUCUUCCCGAACUUCUAAAUAAAAUUUUAACCGGAAUCUCAACUAAGCAGUUGAUUCAUUAUGGACAACUAAUGGAUUCGGGCAAAUUUCAACAAUUCGACUACAAAAAUAUAAUACAAAAUAUGCAACAUUACAAGCAGACGAACGUUCCGGAAUACAACCUGUCCAGAAUCGACGUUCCAUUUACGCUCUUCUAUGGAAACAAGGACUUUUUUACGUCACGUCAGGAUAUGAAGAAACUACUACGCUCUCUACCGAAGGUUAGCAGUUAUACUGAGAUACCCGGUUGGACUCAUAUGGACUUUAUUUACAAUGUUCAGGUGUAUAUCAAAGUGUACAGCAAAAUUAUAGAGUCACUUAGGAACGUAACUACAGUGUGA
Molecule: messenger RNA, 1137 nt
Organism: Sabethes cyaneus
Lineage: Eukaryota; Metazoa; Arthropoda; Insecta; Diptera; Culicidae
Product: lipase 3-like
Exons: 5
Coding region: 1-1137 (378 amino acids)
Molecular function (GO): hydrolase activity, acting on ester bonds
Source: RefSeq, a predicted model, not a curated record